Messenger RNA from Naegleria lovaniensis, 990 nucleotides. RefSeq lists its product as uncharacterized. The record is from RefSeq and is a predicted model, not a curated record. The transcript has a single exon. Lineage: Eukaryota; Heterolobosea; Eutetramitea; Acrasida; Naegleriidae. The coding region runs from base 1 to 990 and encodes 329 amino acids.
AUGUAUACCCUUGAGCAAAUAAUUCAACUGUUGUUGUCACUUGCCAACACAUCGAUCCAACACUCACAUGUUUCAGAAAACUUGAUCUCACAUUCCCCUUCACACUCGACUGACGUUUCAUCCUCCACAGAAACAUCCCUUCCAACUACACCUCUUUCAAAUGAAAGUGGUUGUGGUAUUCAUCAACCAGAGACUCCAACAACCACUUGUCAGGAAUCCAUUUCUGAGAGUUCUUCUUCACGUGCUGUGACAACUCCUUCAACUUUGAAACAACAAACGAGUUCAGGAAAGAAAAUUUCAUCUCGAUAUACCAAACUGCGCAAACAAUUGAGAAAUUGUGAUCAUUUCCAAGAGAAUUACUUUGUGUUUAACUCUUUCGACGAACCUGAGGAGAACAACACUCGACACUCCAAUCCAUCUCGAACUUUGAAACGAACCAAAGAGGAUUCUUCGAGUGGGCCAACAAGGAAUCGAAAACAUCGCAAGAAGGACCUUGUUAAUACAAACCCGCCGAAGCACUGCUUGCCAUUGGAUGACGAUCCAUACACGAGUCCGCAACAACCACAACAACAAUUCGAACAACAACAACAUAAUGAUGUCAAUGAAUUAAUUGUACAUGAAUGGAUUCCAGUGGAUCCAAGCACAUGUACUGCCAUGCCGCAACACCUUCCACUUGUUAUUGGUAAUCAUCAGCAAAUCUCUUCACAGGUUCAUGAAACUCAAAUUCUUAAUGAGAACAUUCAACAAGUUUUCUCAACAUUAUUCGAUUCGACACAUCCCGAUUUCGAAAGACAAUUCCAACAAGUGUUUCAAGCAUGGCUCAUGGUCAAGCAAGUACUUGCCAUGCACUAUAAUCACUCCAACCAUUUCAAUUCAGUACCUCAACCAAAUAUGGAUAACAUUGUGUUUUCCGAUCCCACAGUUGAUACUAAUUGUUACGAACAAGAUAAGGAUAUGUCUUUUUUAUUUGCCAACAAUUCCAAUAAAUAA